This is a messenger RNA of Aspergillus saccharolyticus JOP 1030-1, 5948 nucleotides long. Its product is annotated as cellular morphogenesis regulator DopA. The coding region runs from base 102 to 5663 and encodes 1853 amino acids. The transcript is spliced from 7 exons. The record is from RefSeq and is a predicted model, not a curated record. Lineage: Eukaryota; Fungi; Ascomycota; Eurotiomycetes; Eurotiales; Aspergillaceae. Gene Ontology annotation, biological process: Golgi to endosome transport. Gene Ontology annotation, cellular component: endosome; trans-Golgi network.
CCAUAAUCCACAUGCUAACUUGAUGAUUUAAAUCAAAUCAUGACGAACUGCGAUCGACAGAUACCCGCCCAGGACAUCAUCGACUACCCGACAUUCUCACAAUGAGCCUUGAUCCGAGCUCGUUUCCGAGGUCGCACUCCCCCGCAAGCUCCGAAAGCUCUCUUACGCGGUCCCGACUACGGGGCAAGGAAGAGCCCUUGAGAAAAGACAAGAAUUACCGCCGUUAUGCGUCGACCGUCGAGCGAGCCCUGUCGUUGUUCGAUACCGCUCUGCAGGAGUGGGCGGAUUACAUCUCCUUCCUGAGCCGACUUUUAAAAGCGCUGCAAUCCCACCCGACGGAUAUUCCCAUAGUUCCACACAAAGCACUCGUUUCCAAGCGGCUUGCGCAAUGCCUCAAUCCUUCCUUGCCGUCGGGCGUGCACCAGAAAGCGUUGGAAGUAUACUCGUACAUAUUUGCUUUGAUCAAGCCGGAGGGUUUGUCGAAUGACUUGCCAUUGUACAUGCCAGGCAUCGCGCCAACGCUCACAUUCGCAUCCCUCACUGUCCGGCCGCUCUUCCUAACGCUGGUGGAAACGCAUAUAUGCAGUCUAGAGCCAUGGGCUAUCCGUCCGGCAUUGAAGGCCAUCAUACUGGCUCUGCUUCCCGGACUAGAAGAAGAGACAAGCGAUGACUUUGAACCCACACUGCGACUGAUCAACAAGUUCCGCGACAUUGCUAGCGCCAUGGAGACACAAAAAGCUGCGGGAUCUGCUACCUCAGGAGGCCAUUAUUUCUGGCAAUGUCUUUUCCUAGCCUCAAUCACAAGUCCUAGUCGACGUGCUGGUGUCCUCGCCUAUUUGAGUCGCUAUCUCCCAAAACUGGGCAACACAGAUCGCCGGCCGUCCAAGGAUUUGUCGAAUGACCCCAUGGACAGUCAAGAAGCUAUUUUAGCUGCGGCAGAGUCAGUUAUAGUUCCCGAGCCUGGGCUGCUCAUACGCUGUUUCGCGACCGGUCUCGCCGACGAGCAGGUACUCGUUCAGCGGAACUUUCUUGAUUUACUAGUCACCCACUUGCCGCUCAGUUCGCCAAUCCUGCAAGCAAAAAUCACCAGUGACGACCUUCAAAGACUCAUCGCAGCAGCUGUAGGAGUGGUUGCCAGGCGAGACAUGAGUCUGAAUCGGAGAUUAUGGGCCUGGCUUCUCGGGCCUGAGUCCUCGAACGAGCAUCCAUCAUUCGAAGCUCGCAAUUCUGUCUCGGAGGGCACAGAUCAAUCUUCAAGCGAUCGGAAAGAGCUCUCACCCUCGGAGUACUUCAGCAGAUUCGGGCUGACCCCACUGGUCAGAGGCCUCCUGCGAAUGAUUGAGCAUGAGACUACCGUGCCGUCGGAGAAGACGAAGCCAUUUCGGAUCUCGCUAUCAUUGCUGGACAGAUGGGAGGUCGGUGGUUACAUCAUUCCGGAAAUAUUCCUGCCAAUCAUCCGAAGUGUGCAAGCAUUUGGACAGGGAGCUUCGAAAAGUCAAUUCGAGGAAGUCUAUCGAAGUGCCAGCUCAUUCUUCGACGGCGUCGAAAGCGGCGUCAUUUUUUCGGAACUCCUCCGUCUCAUCGACUGGAAGUCUCAAGACUUCUCUUCCAAAAUGGACGACAUACUGAAUAAUUUGGAGCUUGCUCACUUUAUACUCGAGAAUUUCAACGUUCGAGAAGAGGACAUGAUUGCAAUUCACAUCCCUCUGUUGACCUUGUCCACUAUUGUCAAAAUGAGGGAGCUAUCCUCGUUAAGCCACUCGGCAGCGAGUCUGGACCAGCUGCAACUUAUUUCAGCAGCAUUGUUGAAAGUCAUGGACUCUCUGACAGAUUUACUGAUCGAGAGGUCCUUCACAAGAAAACCCGACGCACCCAAAGCAGGAGACAAGUCAAGUGUCGAUAUGGCUGAGUCUGACAUUCUGAGCACAAUCCAUACCUUCUACGAUCAAAGCAAAAACAGCCUCGAUCCACAACCUGUACCAUUCGCUCCAAAACAGCUGGGCGAGCUGAUCAUUCGAAAUGCACAUGAACAAGCCAUCGCCGCUCUCGAAGAGCAGACGAACACCACGCGAUUGCACGAUCAGAUCAAUCUCCUCAUUGUGUUACUGAAGAAGCUCCCGCGAACGCGGAUUUUGCGCGACAGACGCCUAUAUCUUUCGCUAUGUAAACGUGUUGACGCCGACCAAGUUCAGAAAUCCACCGCCUGCUUUGCUACUAUCUCGUCAAUCGCCUCUGCAGUCACCAAUCUGUAUCUCAUCAAUACCACAGGUUACUACAUCAGCUAUGAAGAUGUAUCAGAUGUUAUUCCCGCGCUUGUUGAACGAUUGUGGCAAUUUCUCUCCCCAAUGAGUCCAAAAUUUCAUGUUGAAGCGGUCCGUUGUUUGUGGCAAUUGCACUCCGUCUCUUGGUCGGACCAUCUUGUUGAAGCAGCUUUAACAUCCUUCAUGGUUGGAUCGGUGUCCUCAGCGCCUUUUAAGGGACUGACAGGCGAGCAACUCGGAAGAUAUUUUGUCCUAUGGAACCACAGUCAUCAAGGCAAUUAUGAGCUUCCACCUAAGCGCCUUUCGAGCUCUCUUGAGUCGGGGAAAGGGUAUCAAGCUUCAAUGCUUGAGCGCCCACUUUUCAUCGUUCUGGAUCUCCUCUCCCAACCUUCAAACGAGAAUUCGCGGGUCGUCCAACGUUGGCUUCAGGAUCUGCCAUCGAUGCACAAGGUUUUCCGUAUAGUAGUUUCAAGGCUCGAUCGUCUCUUUCACGCGAAUCUUGAGGAACAGGGCGAAGAAAAUCAAGCCGUGUCACCCGAUGACUAUAGAGAAUGCGACUAUCUGCUUCGGACAAUCUCUAACAUAAUCUCUACACUUUCCCACAACGGUUGGGUUACGCUUCUCACCCAGACGCUGUCGCAAACCGACAAGCGCAUAGAUGUGCAUGCCUCAGAAGACAGUGCUGGACUCCAGAGCCUUCAUACCAUCAUCUUUCAAGCCAGUCUGAAAGUGAUCAGCGAGCAGACAGCGACAAGUGCUCACGACUCGGACACAAUCAGACUCCAACAAACUUCAUUGCUCGUCAUGCGGCAGCUCCUCUUGGGUCCUGCAGCUGAAGAGGUGAUUGAGUCUGGAAUAGACACAUUCCUGGUUGACAAACUCUCUUCUUUCCUCGAUCAUGGCGCGAAUGAUAUCAUCCAAGGAGACUUGAUAGAUACUCUUCUCGCAGCGCUGAAAGUCCGCUUUGCGCAAGCAUAUCUGCCACCUCCUCCUCCCAGACCGAAACACAACCGGACAAGCUCUCGUGAGCGCUUGACAAGUCCCUCGAUUUUGUCUUUCACAAGUGACAAGCCAGAGAGAAUACCUGCGUUGCCUGCCCUACCGCAACCGCCUCAACAACUUCUCGAAUGCCUUCUCAAAGGCAUUGGCUCCAAAAAUUCUAGGGCAAUUGUGGAUAAGUGGACUGUCCUUCUUUGUGAAGUCCUCCCAUUGUACGCGGGGUCAAUAUUUCAAAUAUUGUUGAUGCUUGUCGAGUCGCUCUGUAAAGAGAUUCAACUUUGCUAUGCGAGCCUGCAACUCGCAUUUAAGCGUACGGAAGGUUGGCCUGAUGACCGAUCGGAGUAUGCCACAAUUGCUCUCCUGAGCGCUCUCGAAACCUGCAUUGCUACUGCCCAUGAGCGAUUGCUGAUUGAGGAGGCAAACACUCCCGCUGUCAAGAGCCCUGACCACAACCAUGGAUUCUUUGGCAAUAUGGUCUCCGGGGUGUUCUCUUCUGAAUCGAACCACACGCGGACGGCGGCAGCGAAUAACCGAUUGACUGUUUUGCUCUGCUUCCAGGAUGCCGUGAGGCUUUGCUUCACUAUCUGGUCUUGGGGUGCCGUGGAGCGGAGUACAUUACCUCAAGACGCAGAAUCAAUAGCCUCGUUCCAAUACACGUCUCUGCGCAUGAGGAAUAGAUCGCGUCGAAUUCUUGAACAUCUCUUCGAUGCAGAGGCACUUGAAUGUCUUGAAACCGCUGUGGAAAUGUGGACGAAAUCUGACAGCGAGACCUCGUCAUUGAUUAUGAGCCUACUCCACACUUUGGACGGCUCAAGACCGAAGAUCGCUAUCCCAGCUGUGUUCAAUUCCAUUUAUACAAGGACCAAUCCAGCAGCGUUAGAGCCGAGCCGCAAGUCGACAUUGACGGCAAGCCUCACUGAAUCCGAAUUAGCCGGAUUUCUGGUGGCAUAUGCCAGGUCGCUCGACGACGAUGUGCUCAAUGAAAUUUGGGCCGAUUGCACCACAUUCCUUCGCGAUGUGCUGAGCAACCCAUUCCCACAUCGACAGAUUCUCCCACGGUUGGUUGAGUUCGCAGCGAUCCUUGGGGCGAAAUUGGAGAAUACCAGCUUCGGUGAGGAUCGACGAAUGAGAAAAGAACUCGGGGACGUACUUCUUCGUCUUUUGACUGCAAUCUGGACGAGCAAGCCCAUGGGUCUUGCACAAGAGUCUUCCCUAAGCCGCGGGUCUGUUGACUACGACAGUUCGCCCUCACCGAACAUCGGACCUGACGACAUGCUCAGCAUUCUUGCGACAUCUAUGCCUGCAUUCACAGUCACGCUCGCUGAUUCUGACCGGAUUACUUCUGCAGUAACCGGCAUUUCCACGAAUGUGAUCGGACCCCUCUUUCGCUCGCGACUUUUCCCGAACAACCUCAACCAUAAUUUUAUGACUCUGUUCCAGCACAUAGCUAAAGUGCCGUCGGCUGCUAAAGUUUGGAGAAAAGACAUAGCAGAUGCAUUCAAUGACCCUAGAUUCUUUGGAAUGCAAAUGGAUUUGGUUCGGGACGGAUGGCUGAGCCUCUUGCGACAGUGGGUUCUCGCAGACAAGGAUCGCUUGUCUGAGGUGCUGUCUCGCCUCCCGCCGCCGAGUACAGCAGGUAUUAUGUUUGGUGUCGGGGCGUCUGCUGCUCGACUGGAAGCUGACCGCAAAGCGCAAUUGAACCUGCGCCGCAUCAGUCUGCUCAUCUUGUCUGCCAACAGUGACUACUAUAUUGGAGAAUUACCCGCCCUUUUGCAGAAACUGGAAGACCUACUUGGGGCGACGAGUACUUCGUCCCCAUCCUCAACAACUCGCGCUGAAAUAUUCAUGGCUCUGCGUGCUCUCGCACUUAAAAGCUCUGCGACAGCACUUUCCACCUUCUGGCCACUCAUCAAUGCGGAACUGCAGGAAGCUAUAUCUGCCGUGCCGCUGGGACCGCAACAAGAGGUGUACAAUCCAUAUGCGUUGCUGCAGGCAUGCAAGUUGUUAGACACGCUACUCGUACUCGCACCGGAUGACUUCCAACUUCUAGAGUGGCUUUAUGUCACCGAUACCAUCGACGCUAUCUAUCCACCGGAGCGCUUUGAGCCAAUGGCGCUUGCGGACGAAGUCUCUCAGAGCUUGGGCAUGCGCGGAGUUACAUCGACUGAUGGGGCUGGAGAAGCGGCUAACCUCAGUCAAGGGGUGAAACAACCGAGUCUCACUGCGGACUGGCUUCGGGAGACAGCUAAGGAUGAGAUUGUCGAUCGGGUACUUCGGCCAUUCUUCGACCAGCUUAGCAUUCACGCAUUUGAAAGCACUUACAGCAUGGGUCAGCCACGGUUGGAUGCCUGCUUGAAUGACUUGUUGGCGGACAUCUUCGACGAAAGCACCAUGGCCAAUUAGGGUUCCGCGGCUGCUUGGGGUUAUUGUUGAUGCAUAGCAGUCUGCUUUGUCUAUUAUGGCCAGCAAUCUAAUUUAGUUGCGAGAGGCACGCAACAGCGCGCAUUCAUCUAUAUUGGGAUAGAAGUGGCAUUUUCAGCGAUCGAGGUGUUGGGUGUCAAGGCGUCAGUCCACAUGUAUCCGUUUAGACGCGGUAGCAAUCAGUCUGUUAAAAAUAGCUGGAAUUCUAUGAUGGAAUAUUCUGGAGAAGCGGAAAAGAAAAUAAGCCCAAGACGACCGCAAAGCUGG